This is a messenger RNA of Trypanosoma cruzi, 4734 nucleotides long. RefSeq names its product dispersed gene family protein 1 (DGF-1), putative. The transcript has a single exon. The record is from RefSeq and is a predicted model, not a curated record. NCBI's taxonomy places the organism in Eukaryota, Euglenozoa, Kinetoplastea, Trypanosomatida, Trypanosomatidae. The annotation marks the transcript as partial.
UUUUUCGCAGGCUUUUCUUCCUACAUCUACUACAACUCCUGGCUGCAGCUGAGCGGCAACCUCUGCCACAUGUCCCCAUCGGAAGCGUUUGCUUUUCUUUAUCCCACGGUGAAUCUCCGCGACUCCACGGUGUCUGUGUCCGGCAACCGAUUCAUGUCCAGCACUGACAAGCCAAUAAUACUGCAGGUACCCACGGUGUCCCGCGAUCUCACAAACGGAGCGAUUGUGGCUGCGUGCAACACCGUGAACGGCGAGGAGGAAGCGAACUACGUCAUUCCGUCCGUGUACAAUGCCACCGUUCUGGCCUGCAGUGAUCCAUGCGCCCUUGCGACGUCGUGCUUCCCUGCGUACACGACGACGGCCUCGAGUGAUGGCUGCGCCUGCGCUUGUGCUGAGGGCGGCCACGGCGAUGCGUGCCUGCCCGUUGCUGCUCCCGAGCCACCGAGCACCGACGGCGCCGAUUUGUGCGUGCGGGACGUGCGUGUGGAUGAAGUGGUGAACGCCGGUCUCGGGACGUCGGUGGUGUGCUACGUUGGCGUGACCUUUGCGGCGGACGUCGUGGUGGACGUGGAGUCGAUGUCUGGGAGCGUGCGCAACGUGACGCUGGCGAACUGCACGUUUGUGGACGGAGCGAGCCUGUACGUUGUUGGGUGGCUGUCCGACCCGCCUGCUGGCGAGCGCGCCGAUGUGCUGAUCAGCGGGCUUGAGUCGCGUUCUGGCGGCGGUGCGCUGGUGGCGAACCGAUUUCCGCCGGGCUCGCGCAUCACUGUGGUGGACUCGGUGCUGAUCGCAGAGAAGCGUGUUGUGUACCAUGACGCCUACGACCUUGGCGAUGCCUCCGCGUGCCUCGUGUUGCACAACGUGAAUCUGACGGGGAGCGUGCUGACCAUCGCGCGCACGCAUUUGGCGGCUGUGUUCCGCGACGCUGUUGGCGUGUUGGUGGUUGGCGGCGUGGCGGUGUCGUCGCGCGGCGCGCUGUACGUGGACGGGCUGUCGGUGCAGACGGCGCUGGGGCUGUGCGUGUCGGUGGAGGGCGGUGUUGCGGCCAUUGGCGGCUCCGUGGUGGCGUUUGUUGACAGCGACUUCCUGCUGUGCAAGCACGCGGUGUCUGUGCGUGGGGCUGUGAGCGUGUCGGGCUCCGCUGUGGCGCUUGUGCGGAACGAAUUUUCGUCGACGGAGGACUACGCGGUGACGUUUUAUUCGACGGUGAGCCUGGCUGGCGGGUCGAUGCUGCUGGCGAGGGGCAACGUGCACGACGGCGUCUCGAGGGAGAUGCUCUACGCUGCUGGCGCCGUGACCGCUGCUGGGAGCACGCUGAGUUUCGUGCGCAACCGAGCACUGCUGCCGCGGAUGGUCUCGCUGAGCCUGUCGCUUGCGGCUGGGGCGCAUUUGAGGGUGGCGUGCAACGACGCGGGUGGACGUGUCCUGUCGACGGCGGAGGAGUACGCUGCGGCUGGUUUUGGCGACGCUGGGAGCAUCGACGUUGUUGGGUGCGACGUCUGCGACAGGGACACGCACUGCUACGCGCCCGGGACGGCGUCUGCGAGCAUGAGGAACGGUAUGUGCGUGUGCGCGUGCGGCAGCGGCGGGUACGGCGAGGCGUGCGUGCCUGUGGGAGCUCCUGCACUGCCGCCCGCUGUGGGCACCGCGUCGAGUGUGUUUGUCCGCGAGAGCGUGACGGUGCGGUCGGUGUUCGUUGUGCCUGCUGGCGCGAGCGAGGUGACGCUGCGCCACGUUGUGCUGGACGGCGUGAGUCCGGUGCUCUACGUGCCGUGGAUGGCGCGGGAUGGCGUGCGGAUCGUUGUGCAGAACGUGUCGUUGCGUGACGGCGCCGUGCUGUACGUGAUGGGCGGUGGAGCGUUGCGCGGUGCGGUGGCGGCGUGGAGCGACGAGAGCGGGCCGGUGGAGCUGUCCGUGUGCAAUGUGGAGGCGCUGAACGGUGCGCUUGUGCUGACCGGCACGUUUCCCGCGGGGUCUGUGCUGACGGUGACGGACUCCCUGCUGGUUGCCGCGACGUCGACGCCGCUUGUGUAUCUUCCCGGCUCGCGGUCCUCGCCGUACGCACCGGUGCUGGUGCUGUCGGGCCUGCGUCUCGUGCGGUCCGUGCUGGUUGUGUCCGGCGUUGCCCUCGUGACCGUGGUGACUGGUGGGCGGACGGUGGCGGUGGACGGCGCCGUGCUGGAGCUCGUCGGUGGCGGUGUCGCGCUGGACUCGGCUGUGUUCGGUGGCGAAUAUGCGUUGUACGCGAGUGCGCGCGUUGUUGCGUCGGGGGGCGCUGUGCUGCGCGUGUCGGGGAGCCAGGUGUACGCCGCGCAUGGGUUGGUGUUUGACAGCGGUGUGGAGGCCAACGCGUCCGCCGUCGUGGUGAACGACAACGCCGCUGCGCUGACGGAUGGCGCGCUGCUGGUGCUGCGGGGGCCGGCGUCGUUUGGGUCCGGGUCGUGGCUGUCGGUGCGCGGCAACAGCAUCAGCGGCAGGCUCCUGUCUGUGCCGUCGUACCCGCGCAGUGCGGACCUUGUGCAGAGCACGCUGACGCUCCACGGGAACGCUGGCAGUGGGCCCGUUGUGAUGGACGGCACCGUUGCGCUUGUGGGCGCCGGCCGAAGGUUCGUCGUGGGGUGCCUGACGCUCAACGGGCAGGCGCUGCAGCCGAUGGACUACAGGUCCGCCGGCAUCAUCGGGGAAUUCCGUCCCGUGGCGUGUGGCGUGUGCGACGCCGACGUGCGCUGCUUUGCUGCUGCGACGAGGGCGAUGUCAGGGUCGUGCGGCUGCCGCUGUGCUGAGGGCGGGUACGGGCGCGACUGCCUGCCGGUGUACCUGCCGCACGUGGACGGGUGCAACCGCACGCCCGCUAUGCCGCCGCUGAGCCACACGGCAACGCUGACGGAGACGCGCAGCCCGACACCGACAUGGACGCCAACGUGGACGCCAACUCCGACGCCGAGCCUGAGCGCAACGCACUACAGUCCGACGCGGUACGGGCCGACGGAGACCCCGCAGGUGACGGAGACGGUGGCGCUGUCGCCCACGCGGACCCCGACGGCGUCGGUGAGCAGCACGCUGUGGUGGAGCGACGUGGCGUGCCCUACACUCACCGUGACGACGACGGCGGCUGGUGGGAGCCUGACGCAGAAUGACAUCCGCGGCGGUGGGAGCGCCGUCCCGACACGGCUGAUGGUGGCGCUGCCGCCGCCGUUUCGGUGGGCACGCGACCCGCAGCUUGGCACGCAUCUGAGCUUCGUGCCGGUGUCGACGGCGCAGCCGAGUGGGUUCGGCGGUCCGUGGGGAGCGAUGCUGAGCAACGCGACGUGGGUGCGCAACGCGACGAAUCCGUCCACCGUCCUGGAGCUGGCUGUGCCCGUGCACCGCGGUUACUUCAUUGCAGCCGACGAGACGAUAGUCAUUCGCUGCGACGCUGUGGCGGUGUCCGGCGGCUGCAAGGGUGUGCUGCUUGGGUUCUUCACGAUCAGGUCCGCCACGCUGCCCGCCGCUGCCAGCGCCCUCUCGGCGAUCACCGGCGUUGUUGCGGGUGCGGCGGCUGUUGCGGUGGUGGUGACCGGCGGGCUGGGCUCCAUCCUGGAGAUGCAGGCGCUCGGCGUGUUUGCGAGGAUGUCAUGCGCCUCGGCGCAGGAGCGUGCGAGCACCGUUGCGCUGCCGUACUUCCUGUCGGUGUUUGCUGCCCUUGACCCGCUGUGGAUGGUGGUGGGCAACGCGCUGCUCGCCGCUGUGUUCGGGUGCGUGCACUACAGUGUGACGGCGGCCUUCGAGCGGUGGCGCGGCGUGGACGCGGCGAGUGCGUGGGCGGCGAUGCGCUUCCCGAGCCUGACGUACGUUGUGGCUCACGCGAUGCACCUCGGCAUCUUCUUUGGCUCCGUGCUUGCACUGGCGACGCCCGGUGCCCGCGUGCAGCACCGCGUGAUUGGUGUCGUUGGUGUGCUGUACGGUGUGGCGUUCCCUGCUGGUGUGUGCUACUUGAUUGCCCGCCACACGGGCGCGAGCUUCGAGAGGUACUGGCAGUUUUCGAGGAAGCCGCUGCACGAGCGCCUGCUGUACCCCGUCGGGUAUUGGCACCCCGCGGCGCAGCAGCGGAUGUACGGCGGCAUGCUGACGAACAUGAGGGGCAGCCACGUGUACUGGUGUGUGUUCCAGCUGUCGGUGCUGUGCGUGGUGUGCCUGAUUGCGGCUGUGCACUCGCCCGUGGGAGGCUGCCGCGUCCAGUACUUCUGCAUGGCGGCUGUGCUGCUUGCGGGCGCGGGCGUGGUUGCCUUCACGAACACGAUGCGCUCGGCCUUCCUGACGGUGAUGCGCACUGCGAGCUUUGUGCUCCUUGCGGUGCUGUGCGUGGUCAGCGCGGCCAACCACCUUGCGCCGAGCGACGGCGGUGCGAGGGCGUACGCGGCUAUCGUGCUGCUGCUGACCACUGUGCUGCUUGCGGUCACUGUGUACAGUGUCGUUGUGUGGCACGCGGAGGACCGCCACUGGCAGGAGCUGCGCGAGCCGCGGCGUGGUGUGCUGGAGGCGCUGCUGCGCGAUGACGAGGAGAGCGACGAGGAGACGCAGAAGCCCCACGAAAUGGCGUCAUCGUCGUACGCCUUAGGCACCACCGUUGCGUCGUCGUACCAACCACCCGCGCCGCCAUCGCAGCUCAUGGCCGGUGACACCCGCUCAGACGCACUGAGCCUGUUCGACCGUUCAUCCAGUGCGAGCCGUAUGAUCGAUUACGCCGCCAUGUGA